This is a messenger RNA of Podarcis raffonei (Aeolian wall lizard), 1326 nucleotides long. It is a transcript of the gene AQP7, whose product is annotated as aquaporin 7. Gene Ontology annotation, biological process: glycerol transmembrane transport; water transport. The coding region runs from base 345 to 1202 and encodes 285 amino acids. The transcript has 7 exons. Gene Ontology annotation, cellular component: basolateral plasma membrane; plasma membrane. Gene Ontology annotation, molecular function: urea transmembrane transporter activity; glycerol channel activity; water channel activity. NCBI's taxonomy places the organism in Eukaryota, Metazoa, Chordata, Lepidosauria, Squamata, Lacertidae. The record is from RefSeq and is a predicted model, not a curated record.
GUAUGACUGUAUAUGUUUAAAAUAUUGAAACAAUAAAAUACAAUUUAAAAAAAUAGUUAUAACCGCUCAAGCUUCUGUGUUGGUAACCUCAAUGGCUUGUAAAAAGAACCCAGCUUUGGCAGAGGUCACUGUGACUUCAGCGCCAGCCCAUAAUAGACCUUAUGACAGAUGGAACCUGGGCUCUGUUCUGGCACCUCAGAUGUUGAAGAGGUCAGCCCAAGCCCUGCUGUUUCAGAGGAUUGGCAACUGAACGGUGUCUCUUCUCCCUAGUGUGAACUUUGAAGCACAAGAAGUCAUUUUCUCCCCACCCCAGGGACUGAAUAUCCUGCCUGUCGGCGACCAAGAUGCUGAAGAAAGUCAUCGGCUGGCUGACGAUCCGAAAUGAAACCAUCCGACAGGGGCUGGCAGAGGCUCUGUCCACCUUCAUCCUGAUGGUUAUUGGACAGGGCUCUGUUGCCCAGGUGGUAAUAGGAAAGAAUAGCUUUGGGGACUUUCUGAGCAUCAAUCUGGGAUUUGGACUUGGUGUCAUGUUAGGAAUUCACGUAGCUGGUGGAAUCUCAGGUGCUCACAUGAAUGCAGCAAUUACAUUUGCAAACUGUGUCGUGGGGAAUCUGCCAUGGUACAAGCUUCCGGCGUAUGUGAUUGGCCAGUUCGUGGGAUCCUUCUUGGCUUCUGCUACGACGUUUUCACUGUAUUAUGAGGCCUUGAUUGAUUAUACCGGGGGGACCCUGACUGUUGAGGGACCCACUGGCACGGCAAACAUCUUUGCCACCUAUCCGUCUCCGUACAUGUCGACUUUGGGCGGAUUUAUAAAUGAGUUCAUCACUACAGCUGUGCUAUUGAUUGGAAUCCUUGCCAUCAAUGACCUGAAGAAUGCGGGUGCGCUUCCAGGCACCCAUGCCUUGAGUGUUGGGCUGCUGGUUGCGGUCAUUGGCAUGUCCUUGGGGAUGAACACCGGCUACGCCAUUAACCCUUCCAGAGACUUGCCACCAAGGAUCUUCACAGCCGUUGCUGGAUGGGGGCUGGAGGUCUUCAGCGCAUCAAAUAAUUGGUGGUGGGUCCCAGUGGUCGCACCGAUGUUGGGAAGCCUCCUUGGAAUUUUCAUCUACAACAUCUUCAUCGACUUUCACAAUCGCCCUCGGCUGGAUGGGAGCAGGAAGCCAGACUGCGAGGGCGACGAGAGUGUUGAGCAGCGACUGUGAAAUCUGGACUCCCAUCAACCGGAAGCUGAAUUUGGGACUUGGGACAGAUCCAUAGCAGAAAGCUGUCUGCUGUGGCCACAGUGCCCUAGAGUGUGCAAGCAGAUAUCAAUCUGUGUUCUUAGCU